This is a messenger RNA of Arachis ipaensis, 1188 nucleotides long. RefSeq lists its product as uncharacterized. The record is from RefSeq and is a predicted model, not a curated record. NCBI's taxonomy places the organism in Eukaryota, Viridiplantae, Streptophyta, Magnoliopsida, Fabales, Fabaceae.
AUGAACCUGGAGGGAGAGGGAGACGAAGUGAGGUGCCGCGCCUUCCCGGUCACUCUGGCGGGACCUGCGAUAAGGUGGUUUAACAGCCUCCCCCAGGGCUCGGUGGCCAGGUUUUCGGACAUCAGCCGCACUUUCCUGGCCCAAUUUCCUACCAGAAUUGCAAAGGCAAAGCACCCGAUCAAUUUACUCGGGGUGACUCAGAAAUCCGACGAGCCGACCAGAAAAUAUCUAGACCGGUUCAACGAAGAGUGCUUAGAGAUCGACGAGCUAACUGAUUCAGUAGCUAGCCUAUGUUUGACGAAUGGACUUUUGAAUGAGGACUUCAGGAAGCAUCUCACGACGAAGCCGGUGUGGACGAUGCAGGAAAUCCAAAGCGUAGCCAGGGAAUAUAUCAACGAUGAAGAAGUCAGUCAAGUCGUAGCUGCCAACAAGUGGCAGCCCUCCUACAAUCAACCUCGGCAGCACGGGGGUGGAGAAAGGCAGAAGGAGCACGCCAGAGACGGCGGUCCGGGAAAGACAUCCAGGCCAUUUUCUUGGGUUAGAAAGUUCACCAAUUACACCCCCCUCAUCGCCCCCAUCAUAGAAGUUUAUCAGCAGAUAGCCGAGAAGGGAAUUUUGUCAAGGCCCCGUACUCUAAAGGACCGAACCGGGGGGAACAAGAUCCUCUAUUGUGAUUAUCAUAAGGGCUAUGGACAUAAGACGCAGGAUUGCUUCGACCUGAAGGACACGUUAGAACAAGCUAUCUGGGACGGAAAACUAGCCGAAUUCUCCCACCUCAUCAGGGAACCAAGGAAACGAGAUUGCGACCGUGAAGGAGAGGACAAGACCCGCGCAGUGAAGCGACGUCAUGAACCGGACGACAACGAACACGGCCUUACCAUAGUGAACGUGGUAACAGCAAGAGACGCAGCCCCAUGGUCGAAGUCGGCACACAAGAAAGACGCCAAAGUCCUGGUGGUUUCCUCAUCUUUCGCGCGAAGCUCUAAGAGGUUUCCACCCAUCUCGUUCGGUCCGGAAGACCAGUGGUUCGAUGAGGUCGUGGAAAGGCCUCCCAUGGUCAUCACGGCCGGAGUGGGAACCGGCCUCAUCAAGUGGAUUCUCGUAGACACCGGGGCUGACUCGAAUAUCAUGUUUCGCAAUGUGUUCGAUGCCUUGGGCCUACGGGAUUCCGACUUAAAGACCCACUAG